GCGGGCGCUCGCGGUAAGUUUGCGCCAAGUGCGCGGCAGCCGGGACGCAGACGGCGGCGGCGGCGAGAGGCGGAGCCCGGGGACCACCCCCCAUCACCCUCCCCCCAGUCACCUCACGUACCACAACCUCACCUAACCUCUCACCCCCCCUCCGAUCCCCCCAACCCCGGGAUGGCAGCGCCCGCCAGUCUUCCCGGCCGGACCAGCGGUCGCCAGCGCCGGCUUUAGCCUGUGGGACUAGGCCCCACCAAGGCCUGACCCCCGGAGCCGGGACCCACUGUGCAGUCAGCCGCCGGGCCGAGGCUGAGGGGCCGCUCCCCCCUCACGGCCCGUGGGGAGGACGCUGCCGUCCCAGGAACUGGGGGCCGGGGGGUGGGGGGGAGCCAGGACGAGGAAGUCGGGACCCGUGUUGGGAAAAAAGAAGGGGAACCGGGGUCAGGAGCGCCCCCUUCCCCGAAAUCCCCCCUCCCCCCGGGGUUGGGGGGGCCGAAGCAGAGAGCGCCCAGCCCGGGAGUUGGAUGAAUGUGGGAGAAAAUGGAGACCAAGACGAUCGUGUACGACUUGGAUACGUCUGGGGGGCUGAUGGAGCAAAUCCAAGCUCUGCUGGCUCCCCCCAAGUCCGACGAGGCAGAAAAGCGGAGUCGGAAGCCGGAGAAGGAGCCCCGGAGAAGCGGCAGGGCCACCAACCACGACAGCUGCGAUAGCUGCAAGGAAGGUGGAGAUCUCCUGUGCUGCGACCACUGCCCGGCCGCCUUCCACCUCCAGUGCUGUAACCCUCCACUGAGUGAAGAGAUGUUGCCUCCUGGGGAGUGGAUGUGUCACCGGUGCACUGUUCGCCGAAAGAAACGAGAGCAGAAAAAGGAGCUGGGCCAUGUCAAUGGACUGGUGGAAAAAACUGGCAAACGGACUACAUCACCCAGCAGUGACACUGACUUGUUGGACAGAUCAGCUAGCAAAACUGAACUCAAGGCCAUUGCCCAUGCCCGGAUUCUGGAAAGGAGAGCCAGCCGGCCUGGCACCCCCACAUCCAACGCCAGCACAGAGACCCCCACCUCUGAGCAGAACGACGUUGAUGAGGACAUCAUUGACGUGGAUGAGGAGCCAGUAGCAGCAGAGCCGGACUAUGUGCAGCCCCAGCUGAGGCGGCCUUUUGAGCUGCUCAUUGCUGCCGCUAUGGAGCGGAACCCCACCCAAUUUCAGUUACCCAAUGAACUGACUUGUACCACUGCACUACCAGGUUCUAGCAAGAGGAGAAGAAAGGAGGAAACCACAGGGAAAAAUGUUAAGAAGACACAACAUGAGUUAGAUCACAAUGGUCUUGUUCCCUUACCCGUCAAAGUCUGCUUCACAUGUAACAGGAGCUGCCGUGUGGCCCCUCUCAUCCAGUGUGACUAUUGCCCCCUCCUGUUUCAUAUGGACUGCCUCGAACCACCGCUCACUGCCAUGCCCCUGGGCAGAUGGAUGUGUCCGAAUCACAUCGAACAUGUGGUGCUGAACCAGAAGAAUAUGACACUGAGCAAUCGGUGCCAGGUGUUUGAUCGUUUCCAGGACACCAUUUCACAGCAUGUCGUCAAAGUGGACUUCCUGAACCGAAUCCAUAAGAAGCACCCUCCUAACCGCCGCGUGCUCCAGUCAGUCAAAAGAAGAAGCCUAAAGGUUCCUGAUGCUAUAAAAUCUCAGUACCAGUUUCCACCCCCUCUCAUUGCACCCGCGGCCAUUCGGGACGGGGAACUGAUCUGCAAUGGGAUUCCCGAGGAAUCACAGACGCACCUUUUGAACUCUGAGCACUUAGCCACCCAGGCAGAACAGCAAGAGUGGCUCUGUAGUGUUGUUGCGCUCCAGUGCAGCAUAUUGAAACAUUUAUCUGCUAAGCAGAUGCCUUCGCAUUGGGACUCUGAACAGACAGAGAAGGCUGAUAUUAAGCCUGUUAUUGUGACUGACAGCUCAAUCACCACAUCCCUGCAAACAGCUGACAAGGCACCUACACCUUCCCACUACCCCUUGUCCUGCCCCUCAGGGAUUAGCACCCAGAAUUCCCUGAGCUGCUCUCCACCCCACCAGCCCCCAGCCCUAGAGGACAUCAGCUGCAGUUCUUGUGCGGAAAAAUCCAAGAAAGCCCCUUGUGGGACUGCCAACGGGCCAGUGAACACAGAGGUGAAAGCCAAUGGCCCCCACCUCUACAGCAGCCCCACUGAUUCCACGGACCCCCGGCGACUUCCAGGCGCCAACACCCCUCUACCUGGCCUUUCACAUCGGCAAGGCUGGCCUCGGCCCCUCACGCCACCAGCGGCUGGGGGGCUUCAGAAUCACACCGUCGGCAUCAUUGUGAAGACAGAGAAUGCCACUGGCCCCAGCUCUUGCCCCCAGAGGAGUUUGGUUCCUGUCCCAAGCCUGCCCCCUUCCAUUCCCAGCUCUUGUGCCAGCAUCGAGAACACCAGCACUUUGCAAAGAAAGACUGUCCAAUCACAGAUAGGACCUCCGUUGACAGAUUCAAGGCCACUGGGCUCACCCCCAAAUGCCACCCGGGUGCUCACUCCCCCACAAGCAGCAGGAGAUGGUAUCUUGGCUACAGGAGCCAACCAGCGAUUCUGCUCACCAGCGCCAUCAUCAGAUGGCAAGGUCAGCCCCGGCACGUUAUCCAUAGGAAGCGCUUUAACCGUACCCUCUUUCCCAGCCAACUCUACUGCCAUGGUGGACCUCACCAAUUCACUUCGAGCAUUUAUGGAUGUCAAUGGAGAAAUCGAGAUAAAUAUGCUGGACGAGAAGCUGAUCAAGUUUCUGGCCUUGCAGAGAAUACAUCAGCUUUUCCCCUCCCGGGUCCAGGCUUCACCGGGCAGUGUUGGGACACAUCCACUGACUUCCGGAGGGCACCACACAGAAGUGCAAAGAAAGGAGGUACAGGCCCGAGCUGUGUUCUACCCCCUCUUAGGGUUGGGAGGAGCUGUGAACAUGUGCUAUCGAACCCUCUACAUCGGGACAGGAGCUGACAUGGAUGUGUGCCUUACAAACUAUGGUCACUGUAACUACGUGUCCGGGAAACAUGCCUGCAUAUUCUACGAUGAGAAUACCAAACAUUAUGAGCUGUUAAACUACAGUGAGCAUGGGACAACGGUGGACAAUGUGCUGUAUUCGUGUGACUUCUCUGAGAAGACCCCGCCAACCCCCCCAAGCAGUAUUGUUGCCAAAGUGCAGAGUGUCAUCAGGCGCCGCCGCCACCAGAAACAGGAUGAAGAGCCAAGUGAGGAGGCAGCCAUGAUGAGUUCCCAGGCCCAGGGGCCACCACGGAGACCCUGCAAUUGCAAAGCCAGCAGCUCAAGCUUGAUUGGGGGCAGUGGGGCCGGCUGGGAGGGCACGGCCUUACUGCACCAUGGCAGCUACAUCAAACUGGGCUGCCUGCAGUUUGUCUUCAGCAUCACUGAGUUUGCGACCAAACAGCCCAAAGGCGAUGCCAGCCUGCUGCAGGAUGGGGUCUUGGCGGAAAAGUUGUCUCUCAAGCCCCACCAGGGCCCUGUGCUGCGCUCCAACUCCGUUCCCUAGGGCUGGUGACUAACCUUCCACCAACCUGUACACCCACCCAAGACUCCUGCAAUGCAAAAAUGUACACAAACCAAGCCCGGGUGUUUUCUAUACUCUACCAGAAACCCUUCAACUACAAUCUUUGCAUGAAAUGAAGAAAACCUUUUGACUUUUUUAAAAAUCCUUUUUCUUUCUCAAGUUCUAGGGGGCAUUUGCACAUAUAUUUGUACUCAACAUUUCAUGGGAAAGCGGCAGACCCGAGCUGAGGAACAGCGUGGGCAGGGAGGGGAAGAUCCAUGACCUGGACACUUCCUCAAACACAAACCCUUCCCCCACUUCCUGCUCCUUCCCCCUCGCCCGCCGUUGUAAAAUAAUCAGAAACUUGUUCUAUUUUGUGGCAGUGACAAUAGUUUUAUAUUAAAAGAAAAAAUACAGUUUUCAUACAGCAAAAUCUAUACAAUAUCAUUGUUUUAUUUAAUAUAAAGAUCGCUACCCACCCUCUUUCCAUGGUUCCCACCCUCCAAGUUAUUUUCCCUUUCUGCAGCGGUUGCACUACAGGUAGCUACUGUGUAUUAUGGACAAAUGAGAAAUGAAUUCUUUUUCUGGCUGUCCAUCUAUUUUAUUUCAAAUAAGGAAAAGUGUAUUUGGAUUUUGUGUAAAUACAUCUAGUGAUGACAUUUUUUCAAUGUUUUUAAAAACUGUGUACAGUACAUGUGGUAGAGCGUUUUCUCAAAUUGUCUAUUGUAGCAAAAAUGUUUUUGUCGUAAACCUGUUUUUGUCUUUUUUUUGUUCUCUUGCCACUUCUCUCCUUUUCCUCCCACCCCUGGCUUCCUCCUCUCCUCCCACCCCCACAACUAGUACCAAUGUACAUAGUAAUUGUAAUGUUUUAGACUUUACAGAAACUUUCCUGUAUUCUGUAUAUAAAAAAAACAAAAAUAC
Messenger RNA from Sciurus carolinensis (gray squirrel), 4455 nucleotides. RefSeq names its product PHD finger protein 12 (gene Phf12). Bases 523 to 3537 code for a protein of 1004 amino acids. The transcript is spliced from 15 exons. The record is from RefSeq and is a predicted model, not a curated record. Gene Ontology annotation, biological process: negative regulation of transcription by RNA polymerase II. NCBI's taxonomy places the organism in Eukaryota, Metazoa, Chordata, Mammalia, Rodentia, Sciuridae. Gene Ontology annotation, molecular function: transcription corepressor activity; protein binding. Gene Ontology annotation, cellular component: Sin3-type complex; nucleus.